AUAAAUGCAAAAAUAUUAUUCAUUUCGCAUCAGAAGCUUUUGUAUCCCGAUAAUUAGAAGAACAUUAUAACCAAAAAUUAACAAUGAAAAUUUUUAUUAUUUUAGCAUUGAUUGCAUUUUCAUCAGCAGCAGAAUGGAAGAUUAAAACUUUAAAAGAAUGGGACCACUUUGAAGACAUUUGUCUUGAACGCUAUAAAGAAUUAAUCGAUAAACACCAAAAUGAUAGAGCUGAUCAAUACCCUAAAGAAGCUUUCGAGAUACUUCUCUGUGUGUUCCGUGAAGUAGGAAUUUGGAGUGAUUCUAAGGGAUUUUCAGUUGAUAGACUUAUGAUUGUCAUGGAUAGAAUUGCAACUAAAGAAGAUAUUAACAAGAAGUUCUUACGUGAUAGUCUGGAGAAAUGUGCUGAUAACAAUGGUGAAGGAAGCACAACAUUGGAUUGGGCGUAUAGGUCGUAUAAUUGUUUCAAGGCUAACAAGGUUUUAUACGAAACAUUAACGAAAGGCAGAUUUGGAGCAGACCAGGAAACCGUUGAUGAAUAAUUUUGACUUUGGCUUAGUGUAAAUACAUAACUUGUUUUUAUAUUGCUAUUUAAGAAUUUUGGGAUAAAAUUAUUGUAGCGGUGUUAUCAUUGUUUAUAAUACCUAUA
Episyrphus balteatus (marmalade hoverfly) is the source of this 646-nucleotide messenger RNA. RefSeq lists its product as uncharacterized. Lineage: Eukaryota; Metazoa; Arthropoda; Insecta; Diptera; Syrphidae. The transcript is spliced from 2 exons. Bases 84 to 539 code for a protein of 151 amino acids. The record is from RefSeq and is a predicted model, not a curated record. Gene Ontology annotation, biological process: sensory perception of smell. Gene Ontology annotation, molecular function: odorant binding.